Messenger RNA from Hippocampus comes (tiger tail seahorse), 2630 nucleotides. Its product is annotated as dynein regulatory complex protein 1-like. Lineage: Eukaryota; Metazoa; Chordata; Actinopteri; Syngnathiformes; Syngnathidae. Gene Ontology annotation, biological process: regulation of cilium movement; cilium-dependent cell motility; axonemal dynein complex assembly. The coding region runs from base 247 to 2022 and encodes 591 amino acids. The transcript has a single exon. Gene Ontology annotation, cellular component: axonemal dynein complex; axoneme. The record is from RefSeq and is a predicted model, not a curated record.
ACGUGGUUCGUUACGUUUGAAAAAUGACUAUCUGUCAAUUAUAAAAUUCUCGUGCGCUUCUGUGACGUCUGUUUUGUCGAAUCGGACGUUCUGAAGUGAAGUGAUGACAUCACCCAACCGCACUUUGCGAUGUCAUUGCGCAUCACUCUAAUCACAGAGUAAUGAUUCAUCUUUGAUCUUUUUUGGUGUCCGAACCAAACUGGAAGUUGCGCACGGUUUCCCAAUUUGACCACGAGUUUUGAAGAGAUGCAGAGCCAGGAAGGUGCCGCGACCAGGCCGGAGGCCAACGAGGCCCCACAAGCCGCGGUGGCCGAACAGCCCAUGACGGCCCAGCGGGUCAUCCGCCUGCAUCGCGACCUGCUCUCCUUCUUCACCGACCUCCAGACGGCGGCCGACGCCAAGCAAUCGUUGCGGCGGACCAAGUUUGAGGAAGCGCUGCGGCUGCGCGUGGAGCGCCUGGAUGACUCGAAGAAUUUCAGCUUGAAGAAGCUGGAGGAGAUCAAGGAGGGCUGGGCUCAGGCCGCCACCAAGUCCACGCUGCCCGACCUCCUGGACUCCCUGCGCGGUCAGCAAGCGCUGUGCUCGGAGAUGAUGGGCCACAAGAUGGACCUCAUCGCCUUGCUGCAGAAGAACUGGUUGGAUGGCGACGAGCGCCACUCCAUCGACCUGCGCAAGCAGACGGAGGCGCUGGACUUGAUGGUCGAGCGCAUGGACAAGGUGCGGCACAUGACCAUGGCCAACAAGGAGCUGGCGCACAUCCAGAGCCCGCACGACAUCUUCCUGACGCAGAGCCUGCGUGAGUGGGAGGGCUACCAGACGGAGCUCCGGGCCCGUCGCAAGGAGUGGCUGACCCAGAGGAAGCUGGCCAUGGAGGAGUACGAGAACGCCAUGCCCAAGCUGGAGCUGGCGCAGGAAGAGUGCAACACGUCCAAGCGCUCCAUCGACAUGAAGCUGAUGGAGCUGGAGCGCGAGCAGGAGGAGAUCAAGGGCAAGCGCAACGUGCUGGAGGCCCGCAAGCUGAGCUGCGAUGAGAAGCCCGAGGUCAUCUACCUGCUGCGCAAGCGCGUCAACACGCUCAAGGUGCAGCUGAGCGACAUCAUGAAGAUGAUCCAGAUGGAGGAGGAGAGCUUCCAGCGGCGCGAGCAAUAUCUGCUGGACGACAUCCGCCACAGCAUGGCGCAGCACAAGCGCAUCCAGAAGAAGAUGAAGCACUUCGCCCUGUCCGACGCGCAGACCUUCGUGGAGAUGUCGCGCAUGCUGGUGGCCGAGGUGAAGCUGCUGGCCGAGAGCGCGCUGGCGGCCGACUCGCACCUCUGCGCCCACCUGGGUCUGACGUGGGAGCGGCCCGCCGCCGCCAUGGAGCGCUGCUACCCCAUCCAGCCGCAGGACAAGUUCGAGAUGGCGGCGCAGGUGUACGCCGAGAGCGUGGCCGAGGUGGACGCCGAGACCAUGACGGCGCUGCUGGGGCUGCUGGGCGACGAGCUGGGUUUCUUGAUGGAGAACAGCGAGCACCUCAGCUUCCUGUACAACGAGCGCCGCACGGCCGAGAAGCUCCUGGGCCUGCUCAACGCCUUUGACUUCUACGACGACGACCUGAACAGGCUGGCGGCGUUCCUGCUCAAGUACGAGGAGCAGCACCGAGAGCGGGCGGGCCAAAGCGACGGCGACGCGGCGCAACUCAUCCAUCCCAACAACGUGCUGCCUGCCUUUUUGAGCUUCGUCAGCUACCGCGUGCACUGCAUGAAAAGCUCGGCGCUACGCCAUUACCUGGACUGGGACGCCGAUGCCGAUAAAGCCUUUUGGGAGACGCUGGCCAACAUCAUCCCGGCGGCGAAGCUCAGAGUCUGGGACGCCGCCGAGAUCGCCUUGACGCAGUACCUGGCCGUCCUGGAGGAGAACUCGGAAAUAUUCCAGAAGAAUCUGACUCUGGAGGAGGAAAACAGGGAGCUGCGCAGGCAACUGUCUUGCGAGAAUGACGGAAGUGCUUUUCUGCUCAAGGGCUUCCUGGAAAAAGACACUUGAAAUGCUUGAUACCUUCCAUCAAAUGCUAAUUGGACACUUUUGUUGUUGUUGUUGAAUGUGUAUGAUUUGACGCAAUUUAGGAGCAAGCACAUUCGUUGGAGUUGGUCAUCGGCAUCAAGAAUGUACUCGUGUCACACACGUGCUCUCGUCAAGAAACGGCGUCCGGCGCAUGUAGCGUGGAGUGAAAAACGAUUGCGGUUGCCGGGCUCCAAUAUGACCAAGUUGGCCUUUCUGGUAAGCGAGCCAAUGAGGCAAAAGGUGAUUGUUUCUAAGUUUUACAUUUUUUUUUCUUCCUCAAACCAGCAAGUUGGUGUCGUUUCGACUUGUCAACUGAAAACGGACUCCCUCGCAUGACAAUCUAGAACUCAUUGCCAACUUUCCCCAUCACAUGAUGACCAUUCCCACAAAGUCGUCAUGAUUUCUGGAUGAGACCUUUUUUUUCGAAAAUUAAACAAAUAAAAUAUAACCAUCCUACUAAUUAUGAGUACAACUGAAAAUUUCGUGACAAGAUUUUUUUUUUAAUCAUUCCAUGAUGACUUAUUUAAAAAAAACAAACAAAAACACUUCAUACUUGCUCAGACCUCCUCUCCUCUUAUGAUUAAAAAAAA